AUGUCUGAAGAAGACGUAGAUAGGUGGGCCGUUGAGGCGAGGGACAAAGGGCUACAAUUGUCCCCAAGUUGCACCAGCUUUGAGAUUCUAGAUCCUCAUGAUCCUGUUCUGAGUCGCCUAGCAACCCAAUUGUUCAGGCGCACUAAUGAAUAUCUACAAGGGGAGAUGGCUGUUGGUCAGGAACACUAUGUUCUUUUAGAAGAGAUAAAUAGAAUGGUCAUCACAAAAUAUGCAGAUCUUAGAAGCUUAGCUAUGAAUCUGAGCAAAACAUUAAAUGAAUAUAAUGAGAUGCAUACAGAUUUAAUCAAGCCAUUACUGAUGCAAAUUGAUCAAAUAGAUGCUCAAGUGUCCCAAGUUGAAGUCAAUGCAUAUCUUCUUGAUAACUAUACUAAGCUCCUCAAAGCCCGCUUCAAAGAAUUGGAGGAAAAG
Iphiclides podalirius (scarce swallowtail) is the source of this 429-nucleotide messenger RNA. NCBI's taxonomy places the organism in Eukaryota, Metazoa, Arthropoda, Insecta, Lepidoptera, Papilionidae. The record is from the annotation of a GenBank genome assembly.